GACCCAUCCGACUCGAACACUCCCCGCUGUCAAAUCUCCCCUCCCUCUCGCCGCCGGCGAAAGGCAACCACCGGCAGCAGCAGCACCACCGGCUGGAGGCGCGAUCUUGUAGGCUCAGCGGAGAUGGGGAAGAAGCAGCACAGCAAGGACCGGAUGUUCAUAACGCGGACGGAGUGGGCGACGGAGUGGGGCGGUGCCAAGCAGAAGGAGGCCGGCACGCCCUUCAAGCGCCUUCCCUUCUACUGCUGCGCGCUUACGUUUUUACCAUUUGAGGAUGCGGUGUGUACUGCAGAUGGAAGUGUCUUCGAUCUGAUGAGCAUAAUUCCAUACAUUAAGAAGUUUGGUAAGCAUCCAGUAACAGGAGCACCACUCAAGCAGGAAGAUCUAAUUCCUUUAACAUUCCACAAGAACUCAGAUGGAGAGUUCCAGUGCCCUGUUUUGAAUAAAGUUUUUACAGAGUUCACACAUAUAGUUGCUGUAAAAACUACUGGGAAUGUCUUCUGUUAUGAGGCAAUCCAAGAACUUAACAUCAAGCCAAAGAAUUGGAAAGAGUUGAUAACUGAUGAGCCCUUCACUCGAAAUGACUUGAUAACUAUUCAGAAUCCAAAUGCAGUUGAUAGCAAGAUCCUAGGGGAAUUUGACCAUGUCAAGAACGGCCUCAAACUUGAAGACGAAGAGUUACAACGAAUGAAAGAUGAUCCAACCUACAACAUAAACAUUUCUGGUGAUCUUAAGCAAAUGAUAAAGGAACUUGGAACUGAAAAGGGAAAGCUGGCUUUUUUGCAUGGUGGGGGAGGGCAAAAAGCUCAAAAAGAAAGAGCUGCUGCACUUGCUGCUACUUUAGCAAAAAAGGAGAAGGAUGACUCAAAAUCUGGCAAAGAACCUAAACCCCAUCAGUCUUUCAGUAUUGUAGAUGCUGCUUCUGCUUCCGUUCAUGGCAGAAGCGCAGCUGCAGCAAAGGCUGCUACUGCUGAGAAAACAGCUGCUAGAAUCGCAAUGCACAUGGCAGGAGAUCGAGCUCCUGUAAAUGCUAAACUGGUUAAAAGUCGUUACACUACGGGAGCAGCUUCACGUUCUUUCACAUCAACUGCCUACGAUCCUGUCACCAAAAAUGAAUUUGAGUAUGUUAAAAUUGAAAAGAAUCCAAAAAAGAAGGGAUAUGUUCAGUUGCAUACCACCCAUGGUGAUUUAAAUCUGGAGCUUCAUUGUGAUAUAACACCUCGUACAUGUGAAAAUUUCCUGACACAUUGUGAAAAUGGUUAUUAUAAUGGUCUUAUCUUCCAUCGUAGUAUCAGAAAUUUCAUGAUUCAAGGUGGUGAUCCAACUGGCACAGGAAGUGGAGGGGAGUCCAUAUGGGGUAAACCUUUCAAGGAUGAACUGAAUUCAAAACUUGUACAUUCAGGAAGAGGUGUUGUAAGCAUGGCUAAUUCUGGCCCUCAUACCAAUGGGUCCCAAUUUUUCAUCUUGUACAAGUCCGCACCACAUUUAAAUUUCAAACACACCGUAUUUGGCAUGGUGGUUGGUGGCUUGACCACUCUUUCAGCUAUGGAAAAGGUUCCUGUUGAUGAUGAUGACCGACCAUUGGAGGAAAUAAAGAUACUAAAAAUAAGUGUGUUUGUGAAUCCUUACACGGAACCGGACGAAGAAGAAGAAGAAAAGGCAAAGGAGGAGGAGAAGAAAAAGGAUGAGGACUAUGAUAAGGUAGGAUCAUGGUAUAGCAAUCCAGGCACUGGUGUUGCUGGUUCAACCAGUUCUGGCGGUGGAGUUGGCAAGUACCUAAAAGCUCGGACAGCUGGCUCUGCUGACGUGGUUGGAAAUUCCAUUGCUGCAGAUGAUUCAAACAAGAAAAGAAAAGCAGAUGUGUCUAAUGUAGAGUUUAAAGAUUUCUCUGGGUGGUAAAAGCCUGAUGUAUACGAAUCUCCCUUUCUCAUGAGAAACAGCAAGUGCAUACUUCAGUAACUAUGGGGCAUGAUCUCCUUCAGUGUUCUGCUAUGGGUUUAUACUGUCUACGAUGCACAAGGUCUACUAUUAAAUUUACCUCUAUAUAAGCAGGUUUGAGUAGAGUGACCUGAUCCGCUGGUAGGAUUAGUGUUUUAUUACUAGAUUCUUCUGCUAUCGACUUGCUACAUGGUACCUUAUCAAAUCAAAGCCUUUACAAUUUAGAGUUACAGCAGCUGGCAUCUGUAUUAAUUUCAUAUACUGUUUUGUUGUGGGUAUCUAAAAGAGUGUUUUCUCAAUUU
Messenger RNA from Oryza brachyantha (malo sina), 2240 nucleotides. Its product is annotated as peptidyl-prolyl cis-trans isomerase CYP65. The coding region runs from base 124 to 1899 and encodes 591 amino acids. The transcript has 11 exons. Gene Ontology annotation, molecular function: peptidyl-prolyl cis-trans isomerase activity; ubiquitin-ubiquitin ligase activity. Gene Ontology annotation, cellular component: catalytic step 2 spliceosome. Lineage: Eukaryota; Viridiplantae; Streptophyta; Magnoliopsida; Poales; Poaceae. Gene Ontology annotation, biological process: protein peptidyl-prolyl isomerization; protein folding; protein polyubiquitination. The record is from RefSeq and is a predicted model, not a curated record.